UUAGUGCUGUUAAGCAUAAUGGAUGACAAUUAUCGCAAUAGUAUAAUUAAUAAAAAAAAUUUGGUGAUAACUGAGAUUUUGGAAACCGAAGAAUCAUAUGUAAAUCAUUUGAAAGAAAUAGUAGAGGAGUAUUUGGAAUAUUGGAAGCAUAAAGAAAUAUUGUCAAAAGAACAUUGCAAUCAAUUAUUUGGAAAUAUCACGGAAAUUUAUGAAUUUUCAAGAAUAUUUUUAAAUGAAUUAGCAUUGGCCAAUAAUAGCGUACCACAAAUUGCUCACUGUUUUUUAAAUAAUCAUCUUAAGUUUAUUAUUUACUCAACAUACUGCAUUAAUUUUCAAAAUUCUGAUGCCAUGAUAUCAAAAAUGAUGCAAAGUCGACUGUCAAUCAAUAUCAUAUAUCAAAGGCAAAAAGAAUUAGGACAUCGCCUUCCACUUGGAUCUUAUUUAGUAUUGCCUGUACAGCGUAUUUUAAGAUAUCAUUUAUUACUUAAGAAAUUAGCAGCAUAUACUUCAUAUAACGAAACUGAUCAUUCUUUAGUCGUAAAAGCUCAUGACAAAAUGGUUAUUUUAGCUAAAGUUAUUGAUGAGACGAAAAAUAAAUAUGAAAAAGAAGGUCGUAUUAAGGAUAUACGAUUAAUGAUUAAACAUUUGAAUUUGAAGGAUAAGACAAAUGUCGAUAUAUCAAACAAUUGUUUUGAAUUACACGCCGAAGGCGAUUUAAUGAUCGCGGGAACGAAGAAGAAACUCCAUGUGAUUAUAUUAAACAAUAUGUUAUUGAUUGUCAAAGAACAAAAAUGUGGACUGUUGGAAUACAAAACUCAUAUAAAGAGUAGGAACAUCACUGUGAUUGAACACGUGAAAGGAAAUCCACUAAGUUUUCGUUUGGUAUCUAACGCGGGAUCCAAACAUUCGUUUACAUUGCAAGCGACUUUAGCAGAAGAAAAGAUAUUUUGGAUUAAAAUGUUAAACAAUAUUAAAAAUGAUACUUCAGAGCUCUCAAACAUUAGCUUUACUGAAUUAAUGGCCAAAUAUUUCUACAUACCACAGUUAUUUAAUAAUUAA
Messenger RNA from Rhopalosiphum maidis (corn leaf aphid), 1059 nucleotides. Its product is annotated as pleckstrin homology domain-containing family G member 1-like. The transcript is spliced from 8 exons. The record is from RefSeq and is a predicted model, not a curated record. Bases 19 to 1059 code for a protein of 346 amino acids. Gene Ontology annotation, molecular function: guanyl-nucleotide exchange factor activity. NCBI's taxonomy places the organism in Eukaryota, Metazoa, Arthropoda, Insecta, Hemiptera, Aphididae.